AUGAACUCCGACUCAAUCCUCGACACUCUACUCGAUGGCGGCUACCUACCCAACGCCGUGAUCCGCGCGGGAAUCCGGCGUCAACUUGCCGACCGGAUCAGACUCAUCCAAAGCACCUCUCUCGAGGAAGCCUACAAGCGCAAAAUGAGCUACGUAGAGCUCCUUCGAAGCAGACCAAUUGCUAUCGAGACCGCUGCUGCCAACGAGCAGCACUAUGAAGUCGGUACUGGGGUUCUGGCCGCUUGCUUGGGACCUAGGAUGAAGUACUCAUGCUGUUUGUACCCUAAGGGCGGUGAGACGCUGGCGCAGGCUGAGGUCGCUAUGUUGGAGACUUAUGUCAAGAAGGCGCAAUUAGUGGAUGGCAUGAGUAUUUUGGAUCUUGGGUGCGGGUGGGGCUCUGGAGCGUUGUACUUUGCUGAAGUCUUGCCGAACUCCUAUAUCACGGCUUUCUCAAAUUCGAGAACGCAGAAGAUUUAUAUUGAUUCCAAGGCUAAGGAGAAGGGUCUCAUGAACUUGAAGGUCAUCACUGGGAAUGUGGUUGAUUAUGAGUUUGAGAAUGAGAGCUUUGAUCGUGUUGUUUCUAUCGAGCUUUUCGAGCAUAUGAAGAACUACGAGCUUCUCAUGGCCAAGGUCUCAAGAGCUCUGAAGCCAGCGGGAAAGCUAUUCGUUCACAUUUUCGCCCAUAAGACCAGCCCCUAUGACUUUGAAGACGGCUGGAUGAGCACUCAUUUCUUCUCGGGAGGAACGAUGCCUUCUGCAGACCUCCUUCACUUCUUUCAAAGGGACUUGAAAUUGGAGACUCAGUGGUGGGUAUCAGGCAAGCACUAUGCCAGGACUUGCGAGGACUGGCUGGCUACCAUGACUGCCAACAAAAAGCAGAUCUGGCCUCACUUGACUGAGACCUACGGAGAGAAGGACACUGCCAUGUGGUACUACCGAUGGCAGAUCUUCUACAUGGCGUGCGCAGAGCUCUUUGCGUAUGAGGGCGGAGAUACCUGGGGCAUAAGCCAUUACUUGUUCGAAAAGCCCGCCUCAAUCUAA
Molecule: messenger RNA, 1041 nt
Organism: Drepanopeziza brunnea f. sp. 'multigermtubi' MB_m1
Lineage: Eukaryota; Fungi; Ascomycota; Leotiomycetes; Helotiales; Drepanopezizaceae
Source: RefSeq, a predicted model, not a curated record